AUGACUUUCCUGCUCGUUUUGCAAAUUCUGCUAUUUUUAAGCUUGGAUAAAUGCCAAGAUUUUCAAGAAAUUGAGCUUGGUAUCAAUAAUGUGAACUUGACCACAGAAGGAAAUCUGAUUGCCAAUUUGUAUCAAGUUAUCCUGAACUCAACAAACGAGCCUCCUGCAAUUCGAGUUUCCGUCGACUCACUAGCUGCAACAAUCAAAUAUCCAUUCACAAUGACAGUUGUUCGUGGAAAAACUGUUCAUAAUGUUGCUCUCCCACGCAUACAAUCUCACCAAGGAAAAGAAUUUCAAUAUUGGUUCGCCUCUGACACACUGUGCGAUGAGGACAGAUCAGCGGAGCAGCUCAGCCAACCUGUCCAAAUAUCAAUUGCAAGUUCUCUUCCAAGUUUGUUCAACUUACGUGUGAAGUCGGUUAACAAUUUUAUUAUUGGAAAUAAAACAUUCAAGUCUAAAGGAAGUCCAUCAGAGCCACGAUAUUACAUGUACACGUUCCCCGAUGACGUGGACAAGGUGGACAUCCGUGUUACUUCACCUAGCGAGAUUUGUGGGAAAAUUGUUGCUCGACGAGUUAAUUGCCCUUUGUUUGACGCAUCCGGCCUUUUGGAGCAAAGCGAAACCUUCUUCUAUCAGUCGUUCACCACGUUUGCUGGUUUUUCGUUGAAAAAAAGUGUCAUCGGCCGGCAAUUUCAUUUAGCUUUCACAGUGCAUCCAGAUGAAACUUUAUGUGGAACACCAGACAACUUUUUUGACAUUCCCAACAAUCCAGCAAGAAUUAAAUUAGCGGUGAUUUCAGUGACUCCAGUGAAAGAUAACCUCUGGCUUCCACUAUUUCCUAUACUGUUAUAUUCAAUCAGUAUGUCCACUGUUAUCAUGUUAACGUACUUGAAAUACAAAUGGCUUGACCGACGCGAAAACAAUGAGCCUAACAUCCUCGAUGGAACGGAUUCAGAGGGAAACGUACUUGUGGAUAAAAUAUGGUUAUUUGAUAAGCCUUCUAUGAUAGUUAGUCAUAAGGAGUAUCAGAAACUGAAGCUUGUGAAGGAUUCCAAGUACUUCAACUUCUUAUUUUUUCAAAUCUUCGGAUCAAUUCUCCCCUCAUUAACAACUCUCUUCGAUAAACAGAAAACUUCAAACAAUCUAAACUUCUGCUAUCUAAACUUUCUCUGCUCUUUGGAAUUUCUCUGUUUCAAAUCCUUCAAUUCAAUGACAAGUGCUAGCAGUCUCGCAGUCAUCGGAGUUUUGAAUUUGAUAAUUGUUUUUCGCGAAAAGAUUUUCUCUUUCAAAAUACCACGACUACCAACCACUCAUGGACUGCAGCAAAGAGACGCUCCAAAAGUGGUUUGUUUUCUGGGAUUGGUUUCAAUGGGUAUUCUAUGGACAAUCACGAAUAAUUGUCCACACAGGACCACUAUUCAUCUUGAUAUGUAUACCAGUUCGUGGAUCUUCUACGCUGCUUUCAUGUGGAUUUACUCGAAAAGACAUGGCGUUCGAAAAUGGCAGCAGUUUUUCAUUAUUGCAGUUUCAUCGAUUUACGGAUGUCUUACUUUGGCGGAAAAUAUGUUUAAUGUAAAUAGUGUCUCAAGAUGGGUUGUGAAAAUAUUGUUCUCUCUCACCGCAAUUUCCUCAACAGUUUACUUUUGCUAUCAGUACUUUUAUGAGAGGCCUUCCGGGCUUCAAGGGAACCAAUGGAUCACACCUCCUUUCGAGAGUCCACAGCUUUAUCUGAGUGAUGCAAAUGGGAUAUACAACCCACUUCGCUCAAAAGUUGUAUUGAUCGUGUUGCUGAUAUGCCUCUCAGUUGUCUGCGCAAUUCUACCUCUGCUGACAUCUGAAAGCGCGAGUAACUCGGCGAUCAUUUGUCUUGGAAGAGGUCAAAUUGGAAUAUACCUAGUUUAUUACGCCGUUCAAAAAUGCCGAUUUGAGAGACAAUCCUUUACUUUGUUCUAUAAAAUCUGCUGUACUCUCAUUUUCAUUGUCUUUAUGUUAAUGGAAUGCCUAAAUCGUUACCUCGCCAAUUUCAUGUUAACCUACAAUGUUUUAUUGACACCUGCCAAAUCCCGUCAGCUCAAUAUGGAUUGUGUUCUCCCGGGAAUUGACUUGAACGACCUGCGGCAUUACAGCUGCGCAGUUGACUGUUUUUUGUUUAUUUGUCUAAUGGAUUUUAUCGAUUCUAAUAUUAAAGACGUUCCUAAAAAGCAUAUUUUUGUAUUUUAG
This is a messenger RNA of Caenorhabditis elegans, 2220 nucleotides long. It is a transcript of the gene C08A9.3, whose product is annotated as SID1 transmembrane family member 1. The transcript is spliced from 16 exons. NCBI's taxonomy places the organism in Eukaryota, Metazoa, Nematoda, Chromadorea, Rhabditida, Rhabditidae. Gene Ontology annotation, cellular component: membrane. The record is from RefSeq and is marked reviewed. The coding region runs from base 1 to 2220 and encodes 739 amino acids.